GAACAGCAGGACCAGCCUUCCUCAGGACCCUGUCCACCUGUCUUUAUCUUGGGUGGACACUGGAUCAAAGUUGCCUUUCUCACAAGCUCUGAGGUUCAUAAUUCACUAAAAUUUUAUCAACAUGAACAGAUGAGAACUGUUCUAUCCACCUGGCAAGCUGGGAAAAACAAACUUGAAAGGAGCAUUACACAUCCAGAAAACAUCAAACCUACCUUCAGUAUUAGAGGAGAAAAAUGCUUCUUGCAUUGAUUAUCAAACUGUUUCAGAAGAUGUGACCUAAAUUAGGUCGACAGCAGAGCUGAAGAGUUUCUAUGCACGCACCUUCUGGCAACUUUGCUUGAGCACCACAUCACUGCAGAGGGGCACGCGGUGGUUACAAGUCCUUGCUCCACCCUAGGGUCACCUGGAGGUUUUUCCAUUUGCUUGCCUCUGGCUGUGCCUUCCCUGUGCUCCUUAAUUCCAGCUGAUACAUCAUCACAAAUGUGCCCUUUUUGCUGUCGGUCAACACCAAAAACACCCCACUUGAGGGUGGCUGUGGAAAGGAAACUUCUGACUGGGACCAUCAGAGAGGCUCCGUGCAGCAGUGACGUGACUCCUCUGCGGUGGCACGGGCAGGGCCUGCUGCACACAGCAUUCCAACCUCGGAUCGGUGCAGGUGGCAGCUCCUGCCUGCGAGGUGCAGGGCUUAGCAGGGAAGUAAAGACGUGUAACAGCUACUGUGACAAAGAACACUUUGAACUCUUUUUACAAUCUAAGUCGUUCCUCUGCCCCCUCUACAGUCUCUGGUUGCUGGAUCACAACCCUUUGCAUUUGGUGCCGAGAAUUCAAUUGAAUGCCAUUUACUGUCACAUGUUUGAGUAGACUGCAUGCUUUCCUUGUGUGCUGGGCUAUGAGUAGAUACAUUUCACCCCCCAUUUGGAAUAUACUUAAGCAUUGCAAAUAGGCAGUGAGCAUUAGAUGCUCCAAUGAGUGGAUAAAGUGUUGUUGUUAAAUACUUCUUUUCAGGACAUUUGAUGAAAGGACUGUACCAAGUCUCUGCCACAUAAGGAUGUAAUGUAUAAUAUAAAAUGAUUACAGAUGUUAGGAUUUCUAUAGAAGCCAUUAGCUCAUUUAGAGCAGCUGUUAAGGCAUGAAGGCAUUUUGACGGUAAUUGGGUCUUAGGUCCCACAAAAGCUGCUAGUACUUUAGUAAAGAUAAAUAUUGACUAAGGGUUGCAAACAGGCAAAAGUCAGCCUGGUAAAAACGAUCCCAAAAGAAGCUCAAGAGUGAGUGAAUGGCUUUCACUCUUAGUGGUGUUUUGUUUAACCCUCAGACUAGUGGUGCUUUAUGUAAAUAACAAAGGGCACUAAAAGCACUAAAAAUGGACAUGAAGCAUAACCAAAACCCACUCUUUACUAGUUGAGCCUCUGAGCAAAGCAGUAGGUGUGUGUAUCAUUCUGCUCUCACCUUUGCAGGAACUCGAAUGUUUUCCUUUGUGUCUCAGUGGAGGCUGGCAUUGCAAGUACCUUAGUGUGUGUCAGAAUAGCUGUGAAGCAGGUAGAUAGUCCUGUUGGAGAAAAAGCCUUGGAGUAGGUAAAGGCUUAGUCAGAUUUUUUUGCCUGUGAAGAUUUAUUGCUUGAUUAUAAGUUGCACUGUGGUGAUUGAUUCCCAUGGCUCUUCUAACCCUCUAUAUCUAAACUCUGUGAUUUUUGACAUUUUCUGUUCAUGACUAGAGGACCUGAGAGUUCUGUACCUUUCUGGAAGCUACUUGUGUCCUACAGAGGUAGAAGCUUGCCUGUUUGUGUUGGUCAUUUACCUCAAAAAUGACAUGUAGGCUCUCAGGAACAUGAAUCCUCUUGGUCUACUGUGGUUAUCAGCAUCUUGCAGGAAGAACUGAUUCCUUUCAGUCCCCUAAGGAAAUAUCCUUUGUGACAUUUUCUUAUAGUGCAAUUACUCUAUCCUCUCCCUAAAAUGAGUUCAUUCUGGUUUCUCUAUUACUUUUAGUGAUUUUUGCACAGUAACAGUGCUGCUGUCUACCCCUGCCCUAAGCAUAGGAGAGGGAAGGGCUAGGGAGCUUUGAUUGCACAUUAAUUAGUAAGCUUUUGUGUGUGGGAGAGAGAGAUGGGGAAGGGUUACCUUGGGUAUAUGAAACUGCCAAAAUGAAGAUUUGUGACAUUGCCAAUGGAUGGAAAGACAAAAACCUGCACUUUGGAGUUUUAUUUUUGAGGAAUCUCAUUCUGAUUGUGAAAUGGCAGUGGGAAGUCUCUGAAUGGAAGAUGAGGAAUCAGGUACUGUCAGUCCAUUUCCUACCUCUGCAUGAGCAGGGUGACAGUGUGCUGGUCCCACAUCCCCUGGUGCCUCGACACCUUCCUGUAAAAUGGGAGCUAUUGAAUUUGCCACUAAAUGCUAAAUUUUACCAUGUAUGUAAAAAUUGGGGACCCUCCGAGAAAAGCAAAGCAUUCAACCCCAUAUGCCCCACUGUGCCCUCAAGAGUGCCAGUGGUGGCAUCCUGAGGAGCAGUCUAGAGCUGGAGUAGGGAAUGGGGCUACUGAGGAAAAGGGUCCUCUCCCAGCUCCAGACCAUCUUGUCAUGGCAGCUGCAAAGGUAGGGGCUGGAGUAUAGCAUUCUCCUCCCUGCUUUGCUUUUGAAAACUUUUUCUUCCCCCCCACCCCCAAAAUCUCAUGUUUUAUCCUGCUGGACCAAAGUUUGAGUGUGUCCCGCUCCAUGAAUGUCCUGAGGAUGACAGGUCCCUCUGUCCCGCGGCUGUGCAGCAGGGGCACAGCACUCAGGUCUUUGGGAGCUGAUUGUGCCACAGCUCCUGGGGCACACUGAGCCUGAGCAGGGAGCUCCCAGCCAUCAUCUGUCUUUAACCUUCCUGCAGUGCCGGGUGCCUGUUUCUGCCUCCAUGUUCCCAACCCAGGGCACAGGGCAGCCCUGGCAGGGUCUCCUGGGCAGUGACAGGGCCCUCUGGCACAAGAGUCAGUGAGACAGGGCCACUGCAGGGCUGGCUUUGGGAAAGAAUGAGUUCAGGGACUGACCAGGCUGCUGACAGGUCCUAGAGCAGCCACAAAGGAGUAACCUUCUGGCUUUGCUGACAAGACAAAAUGGAGUUUGAUGACUUUUUGAGUUUUUUAAAUAGUAUGCAGGAUAGUGUUUGAAUUAGUGAUUUCUGUCGAGCAAGGUGAUAAUUAAGGGAAUGAGUCUCCAUGUACAGUCUAGAAGAUGAUUUGGUAAUGUCCAGCAAGACUAAUGUGUAUGUUGGGGUAUGCUUAUUCUGUCUGUAGGUCUUUGACACCAUCCUUUUCAGGUAGAUGGACCUAAAAUUCACAGUUUUCAAAUAAGGAUUUAGUUUCAGUGUUGUUUGGAGAUGAUAUAGUAACCAUUUAAAAGUAAUUUAAAAGUAAUGGUUGUGACUAUGUUUUGGCUGUAGAAGACACCAGGUCUCAGGUAAAUCCAUGCCGUAGCAGCCCUUGCUGCUGGCCCAGUGCCUGGCUGUGCUCCCUGGGCCUGGGCUGGUCACACCUGCCCUCCAGGCUGAGGGUUUGCCUGGGCUCUCCUCCCUCUGCUCUGCUGCUCUUCUGUGAAACUUCAGAAACUUCACAUCCUCAAAACUGCUCACUCAGGUGUGGGUGGGCUGCAGAGUCCUUCCUUCCUGGCACCAAUGGCAAACAGGGACAGGCAGUUGCACAAGACACAAGUCUUGCUUUUAGUAAACCAGGCUAAAAUAGAAUCAGGCCUGAUCCUCUCCUCUCACCUCUCACCCCACCAGGUGGAGAAUCAGACCAAUGGUCGUUGUCUUGAACGCAAACAGCUGCAGCCAAACCACAUCUGGCUUUUCUCGCCAGCAACAGCAAAGCUCUGUGUGCGUCUUAUGUUCUGGUCGUGUGUGAUAAGAAGCCAUUUUAUUAUCUAUGAUUUUCUUAGAGUCUUGAUAUUUCAAACAGGAUUGAGUAUGAGAAAGGCCAUGUAAUUCCUUUCCAAAAAUACUCAAAGAUUCAGAUAUAUGUAUAAUUAGAAAUAUAUAAGAAAAAAGAUCCAAAAUGUGUAUUUCUUCUUGCAGCUGGACUGAAAGAGCUGCUAAGAUUUCCUCCCCCCACUUGAGAAUUGGUACAGUUUGUUUUUCUUACAUGAUUUCCAUGGUGUUGAUAAUGAUGUAUUUGUAUAUUGUGACUGAUGAGAGAUAAUCAGACAGGGAAAGAGCACAGAAUUACCUGUCCUUUUUUCCAGUCAAGACAGAAUGUACGAAUUUAUUACAAGAAAAAAAGUGUGCAAAAGAACUUCCUGUAAUUAGGCCAUUCUGACCUGUGUAGAACCACACUUUGUUUGAAAUUUAUAAAAAUUAUAACUAGUACAAAACCCUGUGGUUGAUGUCUCUAUAUGAAGCAACAAGUAAAAUGAGAUUUUUUUCUAUUUGAGAUAAAUGAAUAUCAGUAAAGGCACAUCAUCAGAGCUGAAAAAAUCUACACAUUUGUCCAAUAUAACUUUAAUUUGUCCAACACGUGUCACAAAAGGCACAGUAGUUUUUUUUUUCUUUUACCCAUCUCCCUUAGUCAUGUUCUGAGUCACUGAGACUCUUAGGAGAGUGCAAAGAUUCACGCAGACAGCUCAGAGGAAGUUGUAAGUGACUUUAUAAUAGUUACCCCUGAGAUGCCUGCAUGCCUUUGGCUACCAGUGCUUAUUAGGGAGUGCUAAUUGAUCCAAAUACAAGUUGUGGAUCAUGUAGCAAGGCAAGCUGGUAAAAGUGAGAAUGUAGAAACACAAUGCAAAUAGAGCAAGAUGAACUGAUUUCAUGCAGUAUCCAGAUUUCUGGGGCAAACUUCACCUCACUCGACUUUUGAAGUCAGUGGUGUCACCAUGUUCCUGCAGUGAGUAUUGGUAUGAGAAAAAGAAGAAAUAGGAGCACACCAGCCGCCGGUGUGGGGGUUGCUUCAUUCUCUGCCCCAAGCAGGCUCCUGCCAAAUGCCCAGGGCAGGGAAUGCACACGUGGGCAGGAGUGGGUGACGCUCUCCUGCCGCUCAUCCCGGCCCCGCACGCCGGGACCGCCCCGGCCGGAGGAGCUGUGCAGGAGCCCUUCGUGGGGCAGAGGUGUUUGGAUGCAGCACUAACAGUGACCCCCCGGCCAAUCCACCUUGGACGAGAGCCCGUCUGGGGCUCUGCUCGGCCCUGUCUCACUUUCAGCAGGUGCACUGUGGAGACGGCCACACCUCUCCCUUCUGUGCCUUAACAUAAAAGACGGAGUUUGGCCUUCAAGAAAGUACUUUCUAAAGAACGCAGGACAGGCACUGAUUUACAGGGUGUAACCCUCUGCUGGGGCACUUUGCACCAGGUUAUCAGAGCGGGAGGGAGAUGCAAGAAGCUUUCCCUAGCCUUUAAGAGCCCCAGGUCCCAGGUGCAGAGUGAGCCUGUCCUCCCAGUCAGCCCAGCAGUCUUUUCUCUUUCCACUUUCUCUCCUAACCAUCAUUUAUUUCCUUCUGCGUCAGUUUACAGACGAGAGGUAUCGGUCUCCCCCUCUCUCUCCACCUCCUUCUCAGCCAUGUGACUGAGCACUCCCUGCAUCAAGUGAAACUUUUCAGUCCGCAGGAAAGCUCGGUUUCCUGCGCAGCCGCUCCCCGGGGAGAAGCAGCACCUCUCACGCCCGCAGCCAUGCUGGCCAUGGGGAGGAGCGCACGGCAGCUCAUCUCGCUGACCCUCGCCUGUGCAUUUUCCUCCUGCUUUGCUGAAGCGGCCCUGGGGGUCGAACUGUCUCCAGAAACCACAUCCUUCCACCAAAUGGCUACUUCUGCUCAGCCACUUUCCCUUUUUCAUUCUUCACCCCAUCAAAGCACCACAGCUCAUUUUAACAGCACAGGCCAUCUUCAAACAACACCCAUGAGCCACAGAACAACUGUGCAGACAACAGAGCAGCUCCAGACUGCAGCAGCUCCAGGCCAGCACACAGCAGCCCAAGGAGGAGCAGGCACCAUAUCCACGACACCCGCAGACACCACCAGCAUAGCCAGCCAGACCACAGCCCCGGCAAUGCUCUCGGUUACAGCUGCAGUGAAGAACACAACCAGCCCUUCUGUGUUCUCCACCAGGCAUGGGAGCAGACCACAUGUGACCACAGGAAUGACAGCAGUGGCCACCAACACCUCCCUGAAACACGAGACAGCAAGUACCCAGGGGACAGCUGCCACCACCGCCUCUGCAGCCACCACCACGCAGAAGGGCAGGUGCAGCACGCGCUCUCGGAGACAAACAACAGCCACGGCUGCCACCAGCACGACAACCACCCAUGGAGGGACACAAACAGCCCCCACAUCCCCUGCCAGGACAGCGAGACCCUGGCCCGGCCCGCAGCCCUCUCCCAUCCCCACAGGCACCUACACCCUUUCCGAUGGGAACAUGACCUGCGUCAAAGCUGUCAUGGGUCUGCAGCUGAUGGCUCGAAAUACACAACAGGAGCAGAUGGAGUAUGUGACUGUCAACCCCAAUGCGACACGGGUAUCUGGAAGCUGUGGGAUGGUGCAGUCUGAGCUGAACUUAACUUUUAGUGGAGGAUUUGUAAACUUCACUUUUGUAAAGCAAGCUCCAAGUUACUCUGUCACUAAAAUUGAGAGCAGAAUACAGUUUUCUUCUGAAGCUAUGCUUUACUAUGCAGCCCUAAAUGAGAAGCUGUUCACAACAAAGCUGGGGAAUUCCUUUAAAUGUGCCAGCAGGCAAACCUUCACCUUGGAGAGGAACUUCCAGAUCCUCUUUGUUCAUAUGCAGCUGCAGGCGUUUGACAUUGUCGGUAACCAGUUUGGAAAAGAAGAAGAAUGUUUUUUUGAUAGAAACAGCAAAGCAGCUCCCAUUGCAGUGUGCCUGAGUAUCCUGGGAUUGUUUGUCAUUGUGCUUGCCACCUUCCUGAUCUCCAGAAGAAAGCCACGUAGAGGAUACGAACGCAUCUGAGGUGCGCUUGUACUUCCAAAUGUGUGCAGCAAGCAGAGAAGUCACAGAAGUUUUUGUUUCUGCCUGGCAAUCUCCCUGCCCUGAAGCCAUAUUUUUAAGUGAGAUGACACCAUGUGUUUACAGCUAAUGAAUGUUUCUGGAAGGAGUUUCUUUAAGGUGGGAAGGACUUUCUACUUUAGGCUAUUCUUAGCAUCUAAUUUAGAUGUAUUCCAGAUGACAAAAAUGAGGACCCAAUUUCUCUGUGUUAUCAACAAAGGAGGUCAUUCAGAUCACCUAAGCCAGAUUCCUAAAAAUAGCUUAAAGCAAGCAGGAUCACUAUCCCCCAGAAAAUCCAUCAGGUUUGUUAAUGACAGUGUUUAGAUUUAUUAAAAUAUAGAAGUCUGAUCUUCAGGUGAAUAAACCAGAGGCCCACAGCUACAGACAGCCCUGCUAAGUAAGAGCUCACUGAAAGCUUUUUUAGGAACACGGUGCACGCCAAAAUCUCAGGUGAAGUGUCAGUGUGACUCCACUCACAAGCAAGUUCUCACCAGUCCUACAACACAGUCACACUUCCUAAGUGCUUGGGGUUUUCUUACUAAGCCCUUUGCAAAGACACAGUGGUAAUUGUGACUCUUAUGCUGGAGCUUAAUAUAUCAUGGUCUUGUGAGAGCUCAGGAAUCCCUCAUAUCCUGUUCAGACAUGGACCCGUCACAGUGACCACAAUGAGCCCAGGAAAUGCCUCUCUACUGGGGCAGCAUGGUGGUCUCUUAAUCCAGGAAGAUGCCACACUCACUGGAAAUGCCUGGGAUUAAGUAACCACCAUUGGGGCAGACCUGCACAAGGUCCAUGAGGAAUGGAAAUCCACUGAUUCUGUAUGGUCAAGGCUUCUGUGGGAAAUAAAAGCUUGCACAGGCCUUGGACAAACUCAGCUCAAAAGUGAGUGCUCUCCAGUGUGCUCACAGCUGAGCAGCUGGGUUUUCAUAUGGAAUUAAUGUGGAGUUGCUUUAAAGCACACUGAUACACUCUGUAGUCUAUUUCCUGCUAAACCAAUGAUGAAGGCAUGAGAACAGUAAUUGCUUUUGAGAUUUAAGUCCAGCUCACGUUCUUCGUUGUAACAAGGAAAAGCUACUUGUCACAGAAGAUUUACAAAGCUGAACAUAGGCACAAAUGUGCACAUAAACACACACAUACACGUGCACAUGCCACACAAUCUGCUCACUGAAGCAAAUUACAUCAAGAUGAUAAGAAAUUAUGUAUAAAAACAUUUGCAAAUUUGCAAAAGAGAAGAUCAUAUUAAAUAAGAGCACAUUUCCCCCAAGAAGUUAGGGUAAUGGCUUAAAUUUUACUAAUAAAAGUUUGGUCUGGAAAAGGACUGUGGAAGGGCACUCAUUAAACAAAAGAAAGACUGAAUUCAUAUGCAAAAAUGCCUUGACAAUUUAAUCUUUAUCUAAGCAAAAGUGGAAAUGCUGGGAGCUAAUUUAAUUUCCAUGAAUAGUGGCCCAAAUUCUGCGCAGUUAUCAAUGGUGAUGGAACCUCAGUGGAUUUUCACUCUGUAAAACUGAUGGUUAUGUCUUGUCAGAUAUUCCCUUAAGUAUUUUAAAAAUACUUUUGAUAUUUUACUAGUAUUUAACCAUUGCAAGUUUACUUAUUUAAAUGUAGAAAGAAAAGAAAUCCUUCCAUUCCAUGAAUUAAUUAGAGAUGUUGGUCUGUGUGAAGUAGGAAAUAUGGCCAUACUGUCCUAUAAUCAAUAUAAUAUGUAGCAGUGGAAGUAAUUAACAUUCUCUAGAAAUGUUCCCUUUGAGUCUGAAUGAACCAAUAAAUAAGAAAGAUAAAGACAAUUUUGAAGCACUUUUACACUUGGAGAAACAUGAGAACGAACCAGCUGUGAGCACAGGAACAGCUGAAUACGUUUAUAAGGUGAAACGGCACAAGAAAUGGGACACCAAACUUUCAAACCUUGAAUACAGACACAGUGAUUUGAACUAUAUUCAGUUGAAUACUCAAAUUGAAAUGUAAGUAUUUCAAUUACUGUUUUGUAAAGGGCUCCAGCACUGUUCAUAAUGGUUAGUGAGCUUUAUCAAGCUCAUUUUCCCUUCCUCCUUCCCCCCUUAGCAGACAAGCAGCCACUGGACUCAGAUCUUGGGCCUAAUAAGAUCCCUCUAAUUCUCAGGGUUACUUAAUACUAUGAAUCUGUUGUAUAGAAAGCAGAUUUUUAUACUCAAUUAAAGCAUUCACUUUUUUUAAAAAAAUGGGAUGUCUGGGAGGAAAGGUAAAUGUAUGAAGAGCUUCCAUUUGAAAAUGAGCCUGUGCCUGCAGUAGGGAUGUCACUGUCCCAGACUGCUACAUGUGGACAUUUUAACAACAAAAGCUGCCUAAAAAGCUCAGCACAUGGUCUGACCCUAAGCUAUUCUGCCCAGGGAUCAAUAGACAUCUUCCCCUUGUCAAAGGCAGGUCCCAUUUCACACGUUCUUUGGACUGUUCAGUUGCGUGAUCUGUGUUACUUCUACUGGCACGGAUACAGCAUUUGCUUGUUCUGUUCUGAAAAUUUGCUUUAUGUUAAUAUUCAGUCUUUUAAAAAAGUUUGAUAUCAGCAUGAGGACAGAAAGGAGUUACUAAUGACUGCUAAUUCUGUGUUUAAUAUUGUGACGCCUGGCAUUUUCACCAGUGAUGCACAAUUAAUGUUUUUCCCCAUAGUUUUUUUUCUUUCUACAGGGAAUCAACCUGUUGAUAUUGAACAAUGUUUGGAUUCAGAUUUACCUGAUUUGUUCUUAUGCUUUUUCUUGCUAUUUUUUGUUUGCUAUUUUUAUGAAGCUGCAUUCUGCCAUCUGUACAUGAACGAUACUCUGGGCUUGCUCUAACUGGCACAGGUGAAGUGCACGUGGUGCAAACCAAUGAAACAACUGGAUGCUCCCAGGAAAUGCUGCCAACAUGCAGCAAAAUUCAUCCAAUGGAGUUAGUGCUUGAUAGUAGUAAAGUAUCCAUUGGAGAACUCAUUACUGCAUCAGGAGAUCCCAGCCUGGAAGUGCACCAUUUUCCCAGCUGUGGCCCAGCCUGCCUCCUGUCACCUCCAUCCCUGAUCCCAAAACCCAACCAGCCUGCAGCAGGGAUGUGUGUCAGCACAGCAGCAUAGCAAGGAGUAUUGCGUCUUCAAAUUCAACGCUGAAUUAGAAUCAGACAGCCCAGCUGCUCCCUGAGCUGCCAUGUGCAGCUUUAAAAGCCAAUGCCUGUAUUUAUUUUCUGCCAGAAUUUAGGAAUAUAUUUAGCUGGUACUUUUUUAUCUAAUGGAGUGGUUUUGAGGUCUUCCUCUCAUUGGGAAGACUCUAGAGGGGUAAUUGGUCUUGGGUGUUGCUAGACUUGCUCUUUUAAACUUCUUGUCUGAAGAAACAUCUUGAGCAAAAAGUCCCUAAAAGAACACCAUACAAAAAGAGGAUAUUUGGUAAACUACUUGCACGCUAGGUGGGCCAUAGCGGUUAUACUGUGGGUAGCAGGGCAGUUUUGUCUGCUGUGGGAGGAGACAAGGCUGCAGCUGGGUCCCAGAGUGACUCAGCAGCCCCAGCUCACUUCUUUCCCCAGUUGCAGACUCAGAUCAAUCCAACCUUGAACCAGAAGGUGCUGAUCAGGAUGAUGUGGUGCAUUGAUGGUGUGAUGCAUCCACCAGGGAAGCAAAGCUUAACUUCUGUGCAAGCAUGUGCUGGUCAGGAGGCAGUGGGGCCAUCCCAGGGACUAGGACGUGGGCACAUCCUCACAUCUCCAUAUCCUGAGGGCUCCCUGGUCCUCUGUUGCAGCUCUCAUGCCAGACCAUCCCUUGUGAUCUCUCAUACACCCAAGACAGAAUGGGUGCAUCCCCAGAGCACGAUGAUGUCACACUUAGACAAGUCACUGAGGAGUUUAUAAAGCAAGGUUUAAUUUCUUUCAGUCCAUUUUGUUCUCUGAUGGACAAGCCCAAGUUAAGAAACACCUGUUAAUUCAGUUGAAAGUGGAAGGGAGAUUAGAUUGGCAUCUUGAGUGUCUGAACGUGGCUUGGCUGAUCACUUCCAGCUUGCUAUAAUGUAUAGCUGCUAAAAAUAACUUGCUAUGAGAAGAAAGAUAUGCUCUUUAUUUUUCUAUUAUUGGUGUUUCUAUAAUAAAGGCUGUAUUUAGUCAUUA
Corvus hawaiiensis (hawaiian crow) is the source of this 11034-nucleotide messenger RNA. Its product is annotated as guanine nucleotide exchange factor DBS-like. Gene Ontology annotation, molecular function: protein binding; guanyl-nucleotide exchange factor activity. The transcript is spliced from 6 exons. The record is from RefSeq and is a predicted model, not a curated record. Gene Ontology annotation, biological process: intracellular signal transduction. The coding region runs from base 5623 to 6909 and encodes 428 amino acids. Gene Ontology annotation, cellular component: cytoplasm; membrane. Lineage: Eukaryota; Metazoa; Chordata; Aves; Passeriformes; Corvidae.